UUUUUUUUUGUUUAUCUCUCUACCCCUCUUAUGGCUCUUAUGUUAUAAAAUUUGUAUUUUUUACUGUGAAACUAAAUGUUUUCCCCCAUUAACUUGUAGUUGGUCUGUACAAUUAGCAAAAAAAAAUAUUUUAAUGUUUUUUAUUAAAGUGAUCCGUUUAAAUACCAUAAAUGUUGGUAAACAUUAUCCUGUACUGUACAACACUUUACAUAGGAGACUGCUUAGUAACACUAAGGUGCUUAGUCAAAAAGGGCUGACCACAUCAAACAGAAAGGAGUCCAGUACAGAGGUAGAUACAAAUGUCAAACCAAUAUCUGAAAAGGUUAAAGAAACCACCAAGACAACCUCAUAUUUGGCCAUAAUAGUCCUCGGAGUGGGAAUUUGUGGAGGCCUGUUUUAUGCUGUGUUUAACGAAUUAUUUUCAAGUAAUAGUCCCAAUAAUAUUUACUCUAAAUCAGUUAAGAAGUGUAUCGAAAAUGACCAAAUCUCUGAUAAAUUGGGAUAUCCAAUUAGUGCAUAUGGAGAAGAGACUAGGAGAGGUAGGAGACAGCAUGUCACACAUGCAUAUUACGUAGACAGAGAUGGAAAGAAACAUAUUAGAAUGGUAUUCCAUUUAAAAGGAUCUGCUCAUUCGGGAACUGCAAAUUUGGAUAUGGUACAGAACGAUUCCGGAAAGUACGAGUACCGUUACUUGUUCGUCCAGGUUGACGAUAUGUUUAAGAGCGUGAUAGUCGUGGAAGAUAACAGAAGCAUCCAAGAUGCCAAGUCAAUUGCCGCAGAUCUAACCACGGAUUUCCGACUAUAACCACUUGAGUUACUUAACAUACUAUUUUACCCUUUUAU
Anthonomus grandis grandis is the source of this 843-nucleotide messenger RNA. RefSeq names its product mitochondrial import inner membrane translocase subunit Tim21. The coding region runs from base 134 to 805 and encodes 223 amino acids. Lineage: Eukaryota; Metazoa; Arthropoda; Insecta; Coleoptera; Curculionidae. Gene Ontology annotation, biological process: protein import into mitochondrial matrix. The transcript has 4 exons. Gene Ontology annotation, cellular component: TIM23 mitochondrial import inner membrane translocase complex. The record is from RefSeq and is a predicted model, not a curated record.